Molecule: messenger RNA, 2106 nt
Organism: Chrysoperla carnea
Lineage: Eukaryota; Metazoa; Arthropoda; Insecta; Neuroptera; Chrysopidae
Exons: 4
Coding region: 1-1458 (485 amino acids)
Source: RefSeq, a predicted model, not a curated record
AUGUCGAGUUUUCAAAGUGUAUUUUUAAUAGUUUAUUUAACGUUACAAAAUUUAUUUAACUACAAUUUAGCAUCAGUACCAACAAUAGCAUUAUGUAAUAAAGAACGUGUUGAACAUUACUUAAAUUCAAGUGGAUUUGGUUCAGCGUUAAGUGUUACAUUUGGUAAUAGUAAUAAUCAAGGAACCAUAAAUGGUAGUAAAGAUGAUAAUAUUGGACCAUGUAAAUUGCAAAUUAUUGCACCAACAACACACAUUGUAUCUGUGUCAUUUGUAACAGCACCCGCUGCAUAUAAUUCGGAUAAUAAAAAGGAUAAUUCAACUUGCAUGCUAAGUGUUUUCUUACAAGAAAAUCGGCGUAAAGUAUUUUGGAAAAUUGAUCCAUGUCGUGACGGCGAACCAUUACCACCACCCAGAUUAGUUACACAUCAACUACGAAUUGUAUGGAAUCCACCAGUUGGAGAUUAUCCUGACUUAUUAUCAAGAACGCAAAUGAUUAUCACAGCUGUUGGUCAAGAUGAUUUCUGCCAAAAUCCACAUCAACACACAUGCAUGAGCGUUGGCUACAAACCUCUCAUGUGUGUCGCAGAGGAAUUAGUAUGUGACGGUAUCCAGCACUGUCCACGUGGUGAAGCCCAAAGUGACGAAGAUUCUACUAUGUGCCAUGACCGCGCUGUACAACAUCAAUCAUGGGAGUACAUAGCACAUGAAUGGAUCAAAAAACUAUCCACAAAUAAAAAGAAUUCCAAUAAUUUACCAGCCGGAGCUAUCCAAGGUAAUCGUUGGAUACAUCGAAAUGUUAUUAAUCCAGCAAAUUCAGCAAAUGGAAAUUCGGGAACAACACAAAAUAUUGUUUUACGGCGUGAUUCAACAACAAAAAAAGAUGUCGAAGUUGAUUCUGUGUCUGCGGCUUUGGAACAUUAUGGCCCAUGGGGUUACUUAAUGUUGGGUAUGUUAAUUUGUGGAUGUAUUUUAAUGCUUUGUGGAUUAUGGGAAUGUUUCUGUCGAAAAAUGAAACCACAACCUUCGAUACGUCGAAUGCCUAUACCUCCAAAUACUGUGAUUAUUUUAAACACUCCUGUGGAAGAACCUCCUCCACCAACUCCUGGUCCCCCAUCAUAUGAGGAACUAGAUCAACCACCAACUUAUGCUGCCCUAUUCCCAGAAAAUAAAAGGGAAUCGAUUAUUUUAAAUACACUUAAUUUGAUUGCAACGGCUGCAGCUGGGAAUAGUGUAGUUAUUACCAGUGCUGUGGCGCCUUUGGAAGAUCCAAAUCCGACAUCGCCUGCUGCGGAUAUUCCCGAAGGUUCACAAACAACUACUUCGGAAAAUCAGCAUAAUUUAUCCGAGAAUAGUGAGAUUAAAUUAUCUUUGGAUAAUUUAAGUCAAGAUCAUGAGCAAUCAAAUAGGGAUCAGUUAUCGUCAGGUUCAAAUCGAAUAGCAACUGCAAAUCAAACGUAGCAUUUGGUUUUAGUUCUGUGAAUUUAGCAACAAAUUUGCUGUACUCGGGCUGUUUUUUUUUUAAAAAGUAUGUGAUUAAAUCUAAUCCUUCGAUUGGAUAAAGUUUAUGGAUUUUGUAAGGAAUCGUUUGAUUGUUAGUGAUAUUAUUUUCUCGAUUUUCUCGAGGAAAAUUUGUAAAUAUUUUGUAUGUUUAAGUUAAAUGAAUUUGACGAUUGUGAAUUUUUAUAUUUUAUAAAUUAUACUGCUCAAAGUGAAAAAUACUCAAGAAGAUUCUUUACCUGGAAUGUGAAAAAAAUUCAAAUCAUCUUGCCAGUAAAAAAUGAGUUUCCCAAGUUCCUAUUUAGAGACUUUAUUUCGAUUAGGAUAAAAAGUUUAAAAAAUAGGAGAAAAGAGAAACUGGACAGUGCAAUUUUUCCAAAGAUAUCUUCGAAAGAACACGAAUCAAAUAUUACAAUAAGAGCAAACAAUUACGUGGUUAAAUUUAGCGACAAAAGACAAGAGUAAGAUUCUUUUUUCGAUGCCUCAAAAGCAAAAAUUGUCGAAAAACGAAGAAAGAAUUUAAAAUAAAAAUAAUUUUUCAUACUCAGAAAGAAAAUUAUUAUAUUAAAUCAUUUAAAAAAAUUGUUUUCUAAAAUAAACAAACAAAGA